This is a messenger RNA of Medioppia subpectinata, 788 nucleotides long. The record is from the annotation of a GenBank genome assembly. Lineage: Eukaryota; Metazoa; Arthropoda; Arachnida; Sarcoptiformes; Oppiidae.
GUGUAAAUAAACAGUCGAGAAAGUUAUACAGCAGUAUUAUUAAUAUUGUACUAUUAACUAACUUUACAUAUCCUUUCCAAUAUACAGUAUAAAAGUUAAUUAUGAAUAGUUAGAAAUAAAAUUAAUUGCAAAUUAAUUACUUUUAAUCACAACAAAAUAAUUUAUAUACAAUAAUAAUGUCCGUAAGUCUCGCGCGACAGAACUUCCAUCAGGACUCUGAGGCCGGUAUUAACAAACAAAUUAACCUCGAGCUCCACACCUCCUAUGUGUACGAACAGCUGGCAUGGUACUUUAACCGGGACGACGUGGCCCUUGAUGGUUUACACACUCUAUUCAAGGCCAGGGCUGACACCGAGCGAGCCCACUCGCGCACACUACUGGCCUAUCUAAACAAACGAGGUGGUCGUGCAGUGCUGUACGAUAUCCCCCGACCGGUCAAACAAGAGUGGGGGUCACCGGUGGAGGCUCUGGAGGCGGCCCUACAGCUCGAGCGCACCGUUAAUCAGGCUUUUAUUGACUUGCAAGCGGUCGCCGACCGGACUAAUGACCCCGCGUUUACUGAUCUGAUUGAGUCCGAGUUUCUACACGAUAGGGUUGACCACAUUAAACGACUGGCCGAUCACCUGACUAAUCUAAAACGUUAUUCAAUAAUAAUGUCAAACGUGAGACAGAACUUCCAUCAGGACUCUGAGGCCGGUAUUAACAAACAGAUUAACCUCGAGCUCCACGCGUCCUAUGUGUACGAACAGUUGGUAAGUCUACAUCUCAAUAAUAUUAGUAUAACCUAG